Volvox carteri f. nagariensis is the source of this 3408-nucleotide messenger RNA. RefSeq lists its product as uncharacterized. NCBI's taxonomy places the organism in Eukaryota, Viridiplantae, Chlorophyta, Chlorophyceae, Chlamydomonadales, Volvocaceae. The record is from RefSeq and is a predicted model, not a curated record. The coding region runs from base 1 to 3408 and encodes 1135 amino acids. The transcript is spliced from 13 exons.
AUGAACGGUGAACCUGCUCCCAACAAAUUAAUUUGGGCAGAUGAGGUUGAUGAACUGGACAAGUCGCAAGAGGCCGAGGCGGCAGCCAAGCCCCCUCCCGAGCCCCCCCGCCCCACCCCCUUCGGGGUUCUGUUGGGCGGCCUCCCAGACGACUACGAGCUUUGGGAGGUUGAACGGAUGAUGGAGGAUUUGCUACCCAAGAUACGGGUGGCGGGCUGGAGGCGCGGCCCCGGACAGGCCAUGUAUGAGCUGGACCUCAACAGCAUGCAGGAUGUGCAGGCUGUGUGCAAGCGCCUCAAUGAGAUCGAGAUCCAGGGUGAACGCGUGUGGGCGCGUCCUAAGGAUGGCCAUGGUGGUUACGGCGGGCCUGAUGGAGGGUACUCUUACGGGCAACCGCCCCGGAGGCCGUCUGGGAGGCUGGAUACACAGUACAGCCAUCCAAGGUACGAAAAUGGACCGUACGGCGGUGGGCCAUACGAUGGGAGUCGCGGGUACGGUGAUCGGCCACCGUACCCUGGUCAGCGAGACGGCUCGCUUUCUUCCCACAGCAGCUUCAGUAUGGGCAGAUCCGAUUCUGGGCCGUACGGACGCACGGGCUCCAGGGAGUUCAGCCUGUCAGGCGGUCAGCCGUCACGGCGACCGGGCAGCCGAGAUGAGGACUGGCACCGGGGCGGGUCAGGCCGGCGACUGCCCCCAGGUCCCGGCCCCGGCCGCUGGGCGCCCGGGGGACCUGGCGGUGAAGACCGUUGGCCGCCCGGAGGGCCCCGUGGGGGCCCGCCUCCGGCCUCGCUACACGGUGACCUGCGGGACGGCGUAAUUCCUUCGCGCGCGAGCGCGCCGCUGCCGCCGCCGCCACCGCCACCGCAGCAGCCCUCAUCUCUGCCGCAGCACCAGUCCAUGCCGCUGCUGGACGGGGAGCGGCCGAGGCUUAAGCUACAACCCCGGUCUUCGAAUGCGCUGGCGGCCUCGGGGGGUGAAGAGGGCUGCUUGGAGGCUGCGGCAGGUGACGUUUCCGGCAUAGCGGUGGAUGCGUCUUCGGGUGCCGCUGUUUCCCCGUCCCCGGCAGCCGAUGCGACAAGCACUGCCGCCGCUGCCGCCGUCGUCGUUAGUAAACCCAAAUCGAACCCCUUUGGCGCCGCACGACCCGUCGACACGCUGGCACGUGAGCGCGAGAUUGAGGAGCGGAUUGCUCGCGAGCGGGUCGGUAUCGACUUCAAGGAACGCGCCUUUGCAGCGUCGCACGGAAGCGGCCCAUUGCCUUCGCUGCAUGCUCCGGCGGCCGUGGUGGCGCUUCCCGCCAUGGCAGGCGUGCAGCCCGGGGCUACAGGCCUGCCGCCGCCACCGCCGCCGCCGCCGCCGGCAGCGCUGGUGCCGGCACUGGGCCCCGGGCUGCCGCCCGGCGCGCCGAUACCGAUUGUUGCUAUGCCACCGCCUCCAAUGCCCCACCUCAUUGCUAUAGACAGGGGAACGGCUCCGCCAGGGCCGGCGGCCGCAGGCGCGUUUGAGCGCUUGCCGCCUCCGGGCCAUCCUCACCUCCACUCCCAUUUACUCGAGCACGGACACCCGCCGCAAUUGAUACCUGGACCUAUGCCUGGGGUGGCUCCGCCGCCCGCGGCGGCGGCUCCGCCUCCGCCACCGCAUCUGGCGCAGGCGCCGAUGCUCCCGGUGGCAGCCGUCGCGGUGCCGGUUGUCCUCCACCACCAUCCGCCUCCGCACCAGCCGAUGCCGGGGCCCAUGCAGCGCGCGAUAGCUCAGCCACCGCCGCCACCGCCACCGCCGCCACCGGUCCUGCAGCAGCACCCUCAACCGCAGCAGCACCCUCAGCCGCAGCAGCAACAUCUGCCGCAGCAACAAAUGCAGAUACAGGGCCCGGGCAUGAUGACGCCGGCACCGCCGCCGCCACAGCAGCCGCACCUGCCGCUGCCGCAGCAGCAACAGGCACCUAUGCCACCCAGCAUGCCGUACGCUGUACAGCUCCAUGCGCCAGUGCAGCUGCUGCAGCGGCCUAGGCCGGCGGAGCCCCCUCCGCCGCCGCCAGCGGUGGCGGCAGUGGCAGUACCGCCGCCGGCGCCGCGGUCAUCUGCGGUAACAUCAACGCCCCAGUCACCACAACCGCAGCCGUUGCCAGUGGGUGCUCCAGAGCGGCCUGCGCAGCUGCCUCCGGGUCUUGGCUCGAGCGUUGAAGGCCGGAGACGGCCACCGGUACCUGCUGCAGUGGCAACAGGUAAUGCUGAGGAUGGCGUUGCUAUCCCGGCGGAGGAGGCCGCCUUGCGCCGGGCGGCGGCAGAGCAGGAGACGGCGCGGCGGCAGGCCAAUGAAGCGGCGGCACAUGCCGCCGCCGCGGCGGAGGCGUCCGCUGCCGCAGCAGCAGCGGUCAAGGCGGCCACAGCCGUGGCAGCGCUGACGAUCCAAGCACCCCCGACGCCGACGGAGGCGACCGAGUCGCAGCGGGGCCUCACCGCUGGUGACACCGACGAGCUGGACGAGCAGUACGGGGAGGAAGACGAGGAAUUUCUCGACGCACAAGAGCAUCUGCACUCCUCGGAGGACGAGCAGCACGGGACACCGAGCUCCGAAGGCGCGGCCGUCGCCGCCGCUGCAUCGGCGGCCGCUGCAGCUGCGGCGGCGGGUCUAGGACUGCGCGGCGGCUUUCCCGCUGUUUCAGCGUCCGCCGCACCGUACGGCAGUCGCGGCGGCGGCAGGGGGAUCCGCGGCGGCAGGGGCGGGCCCAGGGAGGGCGGUCGGGGCCGCAGUGGUGGAGGUCGUGGGCGCGGUGGCGAACCACGGCCGCACAUGCACCGGGCUGCAAAACCGUACUACGAGGAGCCUGCGCCUGAAGAGGGUGGUGGCCAGCGCGAUGGUGACGGGGCGGCUGUGGGUGAAGCGGUAGCUGCAGUCUCGGCAGCAGCGGGAGUGGCAUCUGGGCCCACGGGUGGCGGUGGCGGCGCUGGGUACGGCGCCGGGCCCCGCCGGCCGCGGCACGAGGCGGCAUCGGCGCCGCAGCCUGCUCCAGCCGCUGCGGUUUCGUCGGAGCAUGUGCCAGUGGUUGAGGACGGAAGUGCGCCGAACGGCCACCCCGCGGCGGUCGCGGUGCGGGCGGGAGAGGCGCUGGCCGAAGCGGCCGGGGGGAUGGCGGGCGCGGCGGUGGCCGAAGCGAAAGUGGCCGAGGCGGACGGCACGGGCAUGAGCACCCGCACCCCCACCCGCACUCCCAUCAUGGGCCGGAGCAUGGGCCGCACGGCCAUGUGCACGGUCACGGUCGGGGCGGCGGUACCAGCAGCGCAGGAGCGGAGCCCGGCGGCCCCGCCAGUGACAGUCGCGGCCACGGCCACGGCGGCCGCCAGUCCGGCGGUGGCGCCCCGUCUGGCGCACUACUGGUUGGCUCAAGACAGGAGACCUAAAGGUUAG